GGCCCAGCUCCGGCGGCCUUAGUGGCACUUCGAAGGAGUGGCGUGGCGAGGCCCUGCCUUCCUGGGUGCGGCGUGUGGGCCCUUCCCAGUUUCCCCUCCCUACGGCUCUCGGUGGUGGCGACCCAUUGGAGUUCCGUUUCCGGUUGCUGUGGCCGCGGGCGGGCGGUGAGUCUGGAGCAGGCGUGUAGUUUGUGCUCUGGCUCUGCGCCUCCCCCUCGGCGUGUCUAGGGCUUGCUGCAGCUCGGGGGUGCUGCGCUGCCCCUGGCUCCCCUCCGGGCGAUGGUGCGGCCUGAGGACGCUUCCAUCCCCCGCCGACGCUGACUCGGGUCCCCCAAUCCAUGGCCGCCUCGGCGCCGCCCCCACCGGACAAGCUGGAGGGAGGCAGCGGCCCCGCACCGCCCCCCGCGCCGCCCAGCACCGGGAGGAAGCAGGGCAAGGCCGGUCUGCAAAUGAAGAGCCCUGAAAAGAAACGAAGAAAGUCCAACACUCAGGGUCCUGCAUACUCACAUCUGACGGAGUUCGCGCCACCCCCAACUCCCAUGGUGGAUCAUCUGGUUGCUUCUAAUCCUUUUGAGGAUGACUUCGGAGCCCCUAAGGUGGGGGGUGGUGCAGGCCCUCCAUUCCUUGGCAGUCCUGUGCCCUUUGGAGGCUUUCGUGUACAGGGGGGCAUGGCAGGCCAGGUACCCCCAGGCUAUGGCACUGGAGGAGGAGGGGGUCCCCAGCCACUUCGUCGACAGCCCCCUCCUUUCCCUCCUAACCCUAUGGGCCCGGCUUUUAAUAUGCCUCCUCAGGGCCCUGGCUAUCCACCACCAGGCAACAUGAACUUUCCCAGUCAACCCUUCAACCAGUCUCUGGGGCAAAACUUCAGCCCACCUGGUGGGCAGAUGAUGCCAGGCCCAGUGGGGGGAUUUGGUCCCAUGAUCUCGCCCACCAUGGGACAGCCUCCUAGAGGGGAUCUGGGUCCUCACCCUCUCCCCCAACGCUUCGCCCAGCCAGGAGCACCUUUUGGUCCUUCUCUUCAGAGACCUGGUCAGGGACUCCCCAGCCUGCCUCCCAACACAAGUCCCUUCCCUGGUCCAGACCCUGGUUUUCCUGGCCCAAGUGGUGAGGACGGGGGAAAGCCCUUGAAUCCACCUGCCCCUACUGCUUUUCCCCAGGAGCCCCAUUCAGGCUCCCCGGCUGCAGCUGUUAACGGGAACCAGCCUAGCUUCCCGCCCAGCAGCAGCGGUCUAGGUGGUGGCACUCCAGAUGCCAACAGCCUAGCACCCCCUGGCAAGGCAGGUGGAGGCUCAGGGCCCCAGCCUCCCCCGGGCCUGGUGUACCCAUGUGGUGCCUGUCGCAGUGAGGUGAACGACGACCAGGAUGCCAUUUUGUGCGAGGCCUCCUGCCAGAAGUGGCUUCACCGCGAGUGCACUGGCAUGACGGAGAGCGCCUACGGGCUGCUAACCACCGAGGCCUCUGCUGUCUGGGCCUGUGAUCUCUGCCUCAAGACCAAGGAGAUCCAGUCUGUCUACAUCCGAGAGGGCAUGGGGCAGUUGGUGGCUGCUAACGAUGGGUGACCCCAGUGCAAUGGCCUGGGGAAAUGCACAUUGCUCACCAUGCUCUUGCAGAGGAAUUAUGUGGCUUCCCAUCCCCAUGAAGCAGAAACAUACAGUUCCUGAAGCAGAGGAAGAACUGGAGCGGGCAGGCAGAGGAGCCUAGAGUGCUUGCUUUUCUGGGAACUGCUGCAUUGAGACCUUCAUAGAUCCAGGGAACUAAAGCCCUGCCCAAGCAGAGCCCUUCUAGAGUCCAGCUGGAGGCUACAAGAGAGGAAAGGGGCUGGAGGAAGUUCCGGAUGACAAGGAUGUCCUGCGUGCAGAUGACCGAUGACUCUAACACCCGUGCCUAUGAUACCUAUGUAACCCCACAGCUCCAGCUGUAGCCUUUGGAGUCACGUGUUCAAGGUUUCAUUUCUGGUCCCUCGUAUGGGUUCUAGAAACAACUGAGGAUUUCUCUCUCUCUCUGUCUUUCCCUUUGCUUCCCCUGGGCCCAUCCUACCUCCUUUCCACAGAGUGUCAGACACCUUGAAGAAGCAGAGUUCUGACUCGGGCAUUGCUUGUCUGGGGGGUGGUCAAGACUGUAGAUAAAAGAUGCUGAGCCGGUCUCUUCCUCACCAAAGUCACUGCUCCUUUCUCAGCUUCUCUGCUUGUCUCUCAGUGACCAUGUUGUAGAAGUUGGGAUAUGUGGUCUGAGUGACCCCAGAGUGUUGGAAGUCUGGACUGGAGACGUACCCCCUUCCUCCCUGCCUAUCUGCUGCACAGUAUGAUAGUGUUGUUCUUCAGCUCCUGUGCCCUCGUUUCCUUUGUCUCAGGGGAAAGUUUGGAAGGGCAUGAAGCCCUUAUACCUCAUUCCUUCCCUGAGGAAACGAUCCAACUGAGGCCCUGCCGUGGCUUUGGGGGUUGGGGCGGGCAGUAGGAUCCUCAGCCGUGAUACUGAAAGCUAAAAGGACCUGAACUUUUCCGCUUUGCUCUUUUUUUUUAUCCUGCAAUAUCAUCUGGGCCUGGUGAUCCAGCAGCUAGGCUUGGUUUCUUUUUAUUUUUGUAGGAUUCCCCGCCAGUGAUGGACCUGGGGCCUGAUCAGGAGCCCCCUUAGCUUCUCUUACCCCUUUCCAGUUAGCCCAUGUGCCCAUUCCUCAUAUGGGUGAGGCCAACAAGCUAGGCUGUGGCCCUUUUGGGAGACAGCUCAGUGUCCAGCUCUCAGCAUGGUAACAAAGACCAUCUAAUGUCCUGCCCCACUUCUCAUGUUGCCUGCACAUGGAGAGAAAGAGAAGACACUGUUGGAGUUGACAGCCUUUGAAGAAGAAGAAGGGGGACCUGCUUUUUACUCUGUGGCCCCCACUCCUAACUUCACAUGUGUUGUGGUUCUCUUUGCCCCAUUACCUGUUGCUACUUUUGUGUUGUCUCCAUGGUUUGUAAAGAGCUCCUGGGGAGGGAGGGUCCAUCCCCCUGCUCCUCUGCUACUUUUUGGAAGAAAGGGGGUUGGCAGAUGUGGUUACAAAUCUUUUUUAUAUGGUUGGACUAAUAAAAUGACUUGAAAAUGCA
Molecule: messenger RNA, 3080 nt
Organism: Microtus ochrogaster (prairie vole)
Lineage: Eukaryota; Metazoa; Chordata; Mammalia; Rodentia; Cricetidae
Gene: Pygo2
Product: pygopus family PHD finger 2
Biological process (GO): kidney development; spermatid nucleus differentiation
Source: RefSeq, a predicted model, not a curated record